GCUGUGGAGAUAGAGCACUUUGUCCACAUUGUGGCUGGAGUAGCUGUGUCCAUUGGCGUCAUAUUCUUCAUCAUUGCCAUUUCCAUGGGGUACUCUCCACUCACCUCCAUCAUCUUCCUCAUCGGGAUCAUUGUGGCCAAUGUGCCGGAGGGACUUCUGGCUACAGUAACGGUAACGCUGUCCCUGACCGCAAAGCGUAUGGCCAAAAAGAACUGUCUGGUGAAGAACCUGGAGGCUGUAGAAACGUUGGGGUCCACCUCCAUCAUCUGCUCUGAUAAGACUGGAACCCUGACACAGAACAGAAUGACCGUAGCCCACCUUUGGUUUGAUGACCACAUCCAUUCAGCGGACACUAGCGAGGACCAAACACAUCACGCUUUCGAUCAGGUGUCUGAAACAUGGACUGCAUUGUGCAAGAUCGUAUCUCUGUGUAACCGGGCAGAGUUUAGGGCUGAACAGGACGAUGUACCAAUUAUGAAGAAAGUUGUGGUGGGCGACGCCUCGGAGACGGCUCUCCUGAAGUUCUCGGAGGUGCUCACAGGAAACGUGAUGAGCAUCAGAAGUCAGAAUAAGAAGGUGAUCGAAAUACCGUUCAAUUCCACAAACAAGUUCCAGCUGUCCGUACACGAGACGGAUGACCCCCAUGACAAGAGGCUUCUGCUGGUCAUGAAAGGUGCCCCGGAGAAGAUACUGGAGAGAUGUUCCACCAUUAUGAUUAAAGGGAGCGAGCUGCCUCUGGAUGAGUCUAUAAAGGACACCUUCCAGACCGCUUACAUGGAGCUUGGAGGCCUGGGGGAGCGAGUACUAGGAUUCUGCCACCUGUACCUCCCAGAAGAUGAGUUUCCUCCGUCCUACCCAUUUGACAUAGAAUCCAUGAACUUCCCAACUGAAAACCUUUGCUUUGUUGGGCUCCUGUCUAUGAUAGAUCCACCUCGUUCCACUGUGCCAGAUGCAGUGGCAAAGUGCCGGAGUGCUGGGAUCAAGGUGAUCAUGGUUACUGGAGACCACCCAAUCACGGCAAAAGCUAUCGCCAAAAGCGUUGGGAUUAUCUCAGCUGGGAGUGAAACGGUGGAUGAUAUCGCCAAACGCCUGAACAUCCCUGUGCAGCAGGUGAACAAACGCGAAGCAAAGGCCGCCGUGGUGAAUGGUGCGGAGCUAAAGGACGUGACUCCAGAAGAGCUGGAUGACAUCCUUGCCAAUCAUUCAGAGAUUGUGUUUGCCCGGACGUCCCCGCAGCAGAAGCUGAUUAUAGUGGAAGGUUGUCAGAGACAGAACAAGGUGGUGGCGGUGACAGGCGACGGUGUCAAUGACUCGCCAGCCCUGAAGAAGGCCGAUAUCGGCAUCGCCAUGGGGAUCGCUGGUUCAGACGCUGCCAAAAAUGCUGCAGAUAUGAUUUUGCUGGACGAUAACUUUGCCUCUAUCGUCACCGGCGUUGAAGAAGGACGUUUGAUCUUUGAUAACAUUAAGAAAUCCAUCGGAUACACCCUAACCAAGAACAUUGCCGAACUCUGUCCCUUCCUGAUAUACAUCAUCGCCGAUUGCCCUCUGCCUAUUGGCACCAUCACCAUCCUGUUUAUUGACCUGGGGACAGACAUUAUCCCUUCGGUCUCAUUCGCCUAUGAGAAAGCGGAGAGGGACAUCAUGAACAGGAAGCCGCGCAGGAAGAACGUGGACAGAUUGGUGAACCAGAACCUGGCUCUAUAUGCCUAUAUACAGAUCGGGGUUAUCCAGUCUGUCGGCGCUUUCUUCUGUUAUUUUACCGUCCUGGCUCAGCAGGGUUUUCUGCCCUACACCCUGCUGGGGUUACGCGUCUCCUGGGAAUUGACUACCAACAAUGACUUAGAGGACAGCUACGGGCAGGAGUGGACAUUCUUUCAGCGGCAGUUUGAGGAGUGGACGGUGUACACGGCGUUCUUUGUCAGCAUUGUCAUACAGCAGCUGGCCGAUCUGAUCAUCCGAAAGACCAGGAGAAACUCUUUAUUCCAGCAGGGCUUUUUCGGCAAUAAAUUCCUCCUGUUCGGCUUGGCGUCACAAGUGGCCAUCGCAGCGUUCCUGUCUUACUGCCCUGGGAUGCCGUUUGCAUUAAAGUUCUGCCCACUAAGGGUACAGUACUGGUUUGUGGCUCUCCCAUUCGCUGUCCUGAUCUUUGUCUAUGAUGAAAUCCGGAAACUGUUCAUCCGGCGCUACCCUGGCAGCUGGUGGGACAGGAACAUGUAUUACUGAGGUCCCCUGGACCGUUUGGUGCCUUCCCUGGUGGUGUGGACUGAUUACCCUGUCGUUAUAUCGAGAUCCUGUUUGUUGAACAAAUCGGGAGAAGAUACAUAUUAUAAAUGUGAUGUAUAAAGUUAAAUAAGACAAAUCCCUACUUUACCACGUGACCUGUACAAAGAAGCGAGUCCUCCGCCCCUGUAAAUCCAGACUGUGUAUAGUCCCAGACUCUUUUGUAAAAAAAUAAAAAUAAAAAAAUAAAAAAAGAGUAGCAACGUCAAUAAAAGUAUUUUUUUCAUGAA
Messenger RNA from Pseudophryne corroboree (corroboree frog), 2510 nucleotides. RefSeq names its product potassium-transporting ATPase alpha chain 2. Gene Ontology annotation, cellular component: plasma membrane. The transcript is spliced from 16 exons. The record is from RefSeq and is a predicted model, not a curated record. The coding region runs from base 85 to 2223 and encodes 712 amino acids. Lineage: Eukaryota; Metazoa; Chordata; Amphibia; Anura; Myobatrachidae. Gene Ontology annotation, molecular function: ATP hydrolysis activity; ATP binding; P-type sodium:potassium-exchanging transporter activity. Gene Ontology annotation, biological process: sodium ion export across plasma membrane; intracellular potassium ion homeostasis; potassium ion import across plasma membrane.